UUAUCUUCCUGGGAAACAUCACUUUUUGUAUGUAAAGAAUAUCUCACUGCAUUGCUGCAACUGAGUUUAGAAUGUUACUUGACUUGUGAUUCUGAUGGAGGAAUAACCACAUCUCAGGCUGCUGCACUGGAAGACUUUACAGGAAAUACAAAAUGUCAUCGAAUAGGAGUCAGAACCCACAUGGACUUAAACAGAUUGGUCUUGACCAGAUAUGGGAUGACCUAAGAGCUGGAAUUCAACAGGUUUACACCAGACAAAGUAUGGCAAAAUCCAGAUACAUGGAACUCUACACUCAUGUUUAUAACUACUGUACCAGUGUACACCAGUCUAAUCAAGCACGGGGAGCUGGAGUGCCCCCUUCUAAAUCAAAAAAGGGUCAGACACCUGGAGGUGCUCAGUUUGUUGGCUUGGAAUUGUACAAACGACUAAAAGAAUUUCUGAAGAACUACUUGACAAAUCUCCUUAAGGAUGGUGAAGAUUUGAUGGAUGAGAGUGUGCUGAAAUUCUACACUCAGCAGUGGGAAGAUUACAGGUUUUCAAGCAAAGUAUUGAAUGGGAUAUGUGCCUACCUCAAUCGACACUGGGUUCGUCGUGAGUGUGAUGAAGGUCGUAAAGGAAUAUAUGAAAUUUAUUCACUUGCCUUGGUGACCUGGAGAGACUGCUUAUUCAGGCCAUUAAAUAAGCAGGUAACAAAUGCAGUGUUGAAAUUGAUUGAAAAGGAGAGAAAUGGUGAAACUAUCAAUACAAGGCUGAUCAGUGGAGUUGUGCAAUCCUAUGUGGAGCUGGGGCUGAAUGAAGAUGAUGCAUUUGCAAAAGGCCCUACACUAACUGUCUAUAAAGAAUCCUUUGAAUCUCAGUUUCUUGCUGACACAGAGAGAUUUUAUACACGAGAAAGUACUGAAUUCUUGCAACAGAACCCAGUCACAGAGUACAUGAAGAAGGCUGAAGCUCGUCUCCUCGAGGAGCAGCGUAGAGUUCAGGUAUAUCUCCAUGAGAGCACACAAGAUGAGUUAGCACGAAAAUGCGAGCAAGUACUUAUUGAAAAACAUCUGGAGAUAUUUCAUACAGAGUUUCAGAAUUUGUUGGAUGCUGACAAAAACGAAGACUUGGGACGCAUGUAUAACCUUGUAUCUCGAAUCCAGGAUGGCCUUGGAGAGCUGAAAAAACUCUUGGAAACCCACAUUCAUAAUCAGGGUCUAGCUGCAAUUGAGAAAUGUGGAGAAGCUGCUCUAAAUGAUCCAAAAACAUAUGUACAGACAGUGUUGGAUGUCCAUAAGAAAUACAAUGCUUUAGUCAUGUCUGCAUUCAACAACGAUGCUGGAUUUGUGGCUGCGUUAGACAAAGCUUGUGGUCGAUUUAUAAAUAAUAAUGCAGUGACAAAAAUGGCUCAAUCAUCUAGUAAAUCUCCAGAGCUACUGGCACGAUACUGUGACUCUUUACUAAAGAAAAGCUCAAAGAAUCCAGAAGAAGCAGAAUUGGAGGAUACACUCAAUCAAGUGAUGGUUGUCUUCAAAUACAUUGAGGAUAAAGAUGUGUUUCAAAAAUUCUAUGCUAAAAUGCUGGCAAAGAGACUUGUACAUCAGAACAGUGCUAGUGAUGAUGCUGAGGCAAGCAUGAUCUCUAAACUAAAACAAGCCUGUGGUUUUGAGUAUACUUCCAAGCUGCAGCGGAUGUUCCAAGAUAUUGGUGUAAGCAAGGAUCUGAAUGAGCAAUUUAAAAAGCACCUGACCAAUUCAGAACCAUUAGAUU
Molecule: messenger RNA, 1749 nt
Organism: Acanthisitta chloris (rifleman)
Lineage: Eukaryota; Metazoa; Chordata; Aves; Passeriformes; Acanthisittidae
Product: cullin-1
Exons: 13
Biological process (GO): SCF-dependent proteasomal ubiquitin-dependent protein catabolic process; protein ubiquitination
Cellular component (GO): SCF ubiquitin ligase complex
Molecular function (GO): ubiquitin protein ligase binding
Source: RefSeq, a predicted model, not a curated record